AUGAGUGAGGGUUCUAACUCUUUAGAUAAACUCCAAACUUUAUUCGUGGCACUCAUUGAUAGAGAGGAUAGACCGCUCGUGAUUCAUGCGGUGGGUGAUAAAUCAGCAAAACAUGAAAUCAAAUACAAUGUUCUUUCAAAUAUAGCGCUCGAUUAUUUUGGCGAUACAACCAAAAGCACUACAUCGUCUGCACCAAAAUAUCUAUUUGAAAUAGAUGGUAAUGUUAUUUACGGGGAGUACUUACACCAGAAGGGAUUGAAGAUUGUGAUUGGUACUAAUAUACGUGAUGAUGAAGCAGUUUUGCCAUUUUUCCAGAAGGUUAAGGUAUUCUAUUUGAAAAGCGUUAUAAACCCCUUCAAUGAUGACUUCACUGAGCAAAUAAGGCGUAAUAUAGAUAGUUUGGGUUUGGAACCGAACUAG
Kluyveromyces marxianus DMKU3-1042 is the source of this 420-nucleotide messenger RNA. It is a transcript of the gene TCA17, whose product is annotated as Tca17p. Gene Ontology annotation, biological process: endoplasmic reticulum to Golgi vesicle-mediated transport. NCBI's taxonomy places the organism in Eukaryota, Fungi, Ascomycota, Saccharomycetes, Saccharomycetales, Saccharomycetaceae. The coding region runs from base 1 to 420 and encodes 139 amino acids. The record is from RefSeq and is a predicted model, not a curated record. The transcript has a single exon.